This is a messenger RNA of Nycticebus coucang (slow loris), 4704 nucleotides long. It is a transcript of the gene TNFRSF8, whose product is annotated as TNF receptor superfamily member 8. The transcript has 15 exons. The record is from RefSeq and is a predicted model, not a curated record. Lineage: Eukaryota; Metazoa; Chordata; Mammalia; Primates; Lorisidae. Gene Ontology annotation, molecular function: transmembrane signaling receptor activity; protein binding. Gene Ontology annotation, biological process: signal transduction. The coding region runs from base 61 to 1959 and encodes 632 amino acids.
CUUAUCCCCAGCUCAGCUGGUGUGAGGUGGCGCAGGUGAGAAGCCGGGGGCCCCCGGAAUAUGCAAGUACCGGGGGUGGGAGGUUGGGGGCGCCUCCUCCGCGCCCUGGCAGAUCCGGGGACUGAUUCAUUAAACCGUGGGCACCGCGGUGCACCGGACGCCAGAGACGCGCUGUUUGUCCGCCUGCCUGCGGGCCAGCGGGGGUCCUGGGCAGAUCAGGAUCCACCUGGGAAGGACAACUGUGCCGGAGACCCCAGCAGCUACUACGACAAUACUUCCCGGAGGUGCUGUUUCCGCUGCCCUUUGGGGUUGUCCCCGAUGCUGCCCUGCCCGCAGGGGUCUGCUGACUGCAGGAAACAGUGCGAACCUGACUACUACCUGGACCGGGCAGGCCGCUGCACCGCCUGUGUGAGCUGUUCGCGGGAUGACCUCGUGGAGAAGACGCCGUGCUCAUGGAACUCCUCCCGUGUCUGUGAAUGUCGACCUGGCAUGUUCUGUACCACGUCAGCCACCAACUCCUGUGCCCGCUGCUCCCUCCACUCAGUCUGCCCAAGAGGAAUGAUUGUCAAGUUCCCGGGCACAGCAGAGAAGGACACUGUCUGUAAGUGGCCUUCCCCAGGGACCAGCCCUGACUGCUCCAGCCCAGAAGACUGCAAGGAGCCCAGCAGCACCAUCCUGCAGGCCAAGCCCACCCCGAUGCCCCCAGCAACCUCCAAUGCCAGGACCACACUUCUUAGAGGAGACACCUCCCUUGCCCCAGAAGAUGCUUCUAAACAGACAAGAGUUCCCAACUCUGCCUCCUCAGGCAGCCUGGCCUGGAGCUUCUCUGCUUCUUUUCCAGGGCCGUCCCCCACACUGCCGUGCCCACCAGGGUCUGCAGACUGCGGGAAGCAGUGUGAGCCCGACUACUACCUGGACGGGGCUGGCCGCUGCACCGCCUGUGUGAGCUGUGCCCGAGAUGACCUGGUGGAGAAGACGCCGUGCUCGUGGAACUCCUCCCGUGUCUGUGAAUGUCGACCUGGUAUGUUCUGUACCACAUCAGCCACCAACUCCUGUGCCCGCUGCGAGGCCCUCCCUGCCUGCACCCCAGGGAUGGUCGUCCAGGCCCAGGGUAUGGCUGAAAGGGAUACCAUCUCAGAGCCGCCUCCCCCUGGGACCCACCCUGACUGCAACACCACCCCAGAGAGCAGCGAGUUGCGUGCCAGCUCCCAUGACACCAACACCAUGGGCUCCCUAGUGGACUCCCAGACCAUCGAGGCGCUGCCCAUCCCGACAAGUGCCCCCAUCUCCCUCUCCUCCACGGGAAAGCCCAUUCUAGAUACAGGACCAGUGCUCCCAUGGGUGAUCAUGGUGCUGGUGGUGGUGUUUGGCUCUAGCUUCUUCCUCCUGUGCCACUGGAAGGCCUGCAGGAAGCGGAUUCAGCAGAAGCUCCACCUGUGCUACCCAGUCCAGACCUUCCGGCCCACGCUGGAUUCUGUGGAUGCCAGACCCAGGAGGAACCCAACGCAGCCAAAGAGGGACACGUCAUUGGCAGAGUUGGGCACAGAAGAGCUGGGAUUGCCAAGAACCCCACCUGUGGAGCCCUGCCUCAUCACGAGGACAGCCUGCCCAGAGAGCCUGCCCCUGCUGGACACCAGCCCAGCCAGGGGCCCCUCGUCCCCCAGGGACCUUCCUGAGCCCCGGGUGUCCACGGAGCACACCAAUAACAGGAUCGAGAAAAUCUACAUCAUGAAGGCUGACACAGUGAUUGUGGGGACCGUGAAGGCUGAGCUGCCUGAGGGCCAGGCCCUGGCAGGCCCGGUGAGGCCCGAGCUCGAGGAAGAACUGGAGGUGGACCAUGCCCCCCACUACCCAGAGCAGGAGACAGAGCCACCUCUGGGCAGCUGCAGGGAUGUCAUGUUCUCAGUGGAGGAGGAAGGGAAGGAGGAGCCCUUACCCAUAACCACCUCUGGGAAGUGAGGCCUGGCCUGGGCUGGGGCUCAGAGGCAAUGGGGUGCCCUCUGGGGGAGGCCAGGGUGGCACUGGUGGCACCAAGCAUGAGGGCAGAGGCCUGCCUGAACCGAGAUUCCAGCAUCUCAUGGUGGACCAGCCACCAGUGCAGGGGUUCUGGUGGUCUCUGCUUGUCUCUCCCACUUCGUUGCCCCCUGCCUCACACCUAGGGGAUCCAGGGCUUGUACAGAAGAGGCUUUCCGAAGAGACUGGAUCCUAACAACUGGGGCAACAGACUGAUGGCAGUGACUGGCGACUGCUACUGGCCCCAGAGCCCUGGGUAUCAGACACUAGCCACCAGGCCCAGUCCCACUGAGGGAGAGGCUGUGAGACAGGCUUUAGGUCUCUGACUGCACCUCCAUGGCCCCCUCUACCUGAGCCCCACAGUGAUGCUGUCCACUAGGCCACCAGCCCGCAGUUACUUAAAUGUGGUCCCCUGUAGGCACAGAGCCAGGGAUGGUGGUGGUUUCUUCUGAGUCAGAAGGGAAGUUAAAGGGCAGGGCGUCACUGGCUGGCACAGUCUCAACAGCCGCUGCUGCAUGGCACUCUGUAGGGUGAGGCCCAGCGCCCUCCUGGAGCUGUCCCCUUCCCCUGUUCCAUAGCCCCCAGGCCCAGGACCAAUGCUCUCAUCUCAGAAUGUCCCCACUGGUCCCUGAGCAGGAGGCAUCUAGGUGUGUGCAGCUGCAGUGCUCCUAUCCUGGACAGGGACUUCCUCUCCAUACGGAGAUGGAAGCUGUGGGCCUGGGGUCCUUGACUGCUCUGCGGGUGCCACUUGCUUCAUCUCAGGAAGUGAAGACGCAUCUGCCUUGGAUCCUCUGGGUUUGCAGAUCCACUGCCCCCAGCCCUGCUGCCUGGUCCUGCUGCUCUGAACCCACGAGGGUGUGGCUGUUGGGAAGCCCUAUGGUCCCACCCAGACAUCCUGCCUUAUUCUGGCCAUAGGAGACAAAGAGUACUUGGGGGUUCAAUCUGGAUUUCAGGAGUUGUACAUUUCACGCUAAGGAGUAAAGCUGCCCUGACUCUUGUUUGCUGGCCACCUCCCCAGGGCCUCCAACUGCAUAAACAAACUAGUGGCCGGUGACACAUCUGCCACAGCGGGGACUCUUGGACUUACCGUCUGGAGGCAGGCCUGGGAAAGCUGCUGUUUACUCCUGGGCCGGCUCCCAGCUUGCUAUCUGGAGGAAGUUGGGGCUGGGUCAGGAAUCACAAGGGUGCUUUCUGAAACUUCUAAGAUGUUUUGGGGAAAGUUGGAGAGACCGGAGCAUUGCAAGAGGUGGUUACACCAGAAACCAGACAUUGGCCAGAAGAAGUCUAAGUGUGAUGGAUACUAUUUGCUGAAAUCUCUUUGUGCAGGGAUGGGGGAGAGUAACUGCACCCCCACGAGCUGUGGCUGUGUGGUGCACUGAAUACCAUGCACCUGCCCUCUGGACACUGGAUAUUGACACAUUUAACAAAAUAUUCUCCUUCAUAAACUUUGGACCCUCUAAAAAUCCUUAAUAUCUUAUAAAAACAAAAAAAUUGUAAGGCUGAGGGUGGCUUAGUUUGUGGCUGAAAUUGAGAGUAUGUUAGAACAUCUGAGCAGAGGGGAGCUCCAGGAGUCUCCCCCAAAGGCAAGCAUUCCUUUUGCAGUGCCGGUGCACCCCCAGACACUGAGGCAGCCUGGAUAGUUGGACUGGCUAGUUCUGGGGAAAGGGUCCUCUAGCUUGGACAUCGCUAGAAGGCUUUCCCGGUCACUUGAGGGGAAGGGAAUUCUCCCUCCAAGUAAUUGCCACUCUUGAUCCCCGGAUACCUCCUGAGGGCACUUAGAAUAAGGCUCUUACGAUAAGGGUCCCUUCGGGUAUUUGAGGAAAGGUUUCCAGGCCUCUCCACAGCCUUCUUCCCUUUGGGAUGGGCCAAGUAGCCUUGUAGCUUUGGGAAAGGGAGUCUGAGACUCUCUGAGACCCCUGUGAGUGCCCGAGCCUUGGGAAGUGGGGAGAGGACCAAGGCUAUAAGUGAGCCUUCUGUACCUAAGCUGGGAGGGCCCAGCCUGUUGCCCUGUGCACAGUUCAGGGGCAUGUUGGGGCCAGCUCGUGCCACUGGCAGCUAGCCAAGAUGGCCCCAAUCCCCCCAGACUGUGGCUCCCGUGUGGGGUAGAGGAAACUGGGGGCCAUGACAGUCCCUGCCUGCCCCUUCCCUGGGACUCCAGACCUCCCUGUCAGCCCAGCUAUGGGACCAGCCACUGGAUGUCAUGCAGUCAGCUCAAGAGCCAGGUGAAUUGCCCUGCCCAGUGAUGCUGGGGGGUGAGGAGGGGGCUCUUGUUACCCUCUGGCCAUUCUCACACCCAGAUGGGCAGAUGGACAAGGCCCCUGCUACUCCCGAUAGCAAAUCCCAGGCUAUAAAGAAUCCUCCCCUGCACACCUCUUCCUGAACCUUUGUAAUCAGGGAGUGACAGCAAGUGAUAAGUGUCAUACGGAAGCUGUUGCCUUCCAAGAAAGACCAUUGUUUCCUAAGGCAGCUUUGUAGGUUGUAAACUCAUCAGUGGUUCUUGGAAUCUCCAAGACCUGGCGCCAGCCAGCUGCUAAAAAAGAACAAGAGGGCUGAGUUCCCUGAGCGUCUCUGGACCCUAUCCCCAAUACUGAGGUCCCAAAGAUGCAAGCCUGGGUCUUGGGCAUCUUUGUCCCUCGGUCACCAGGCACUGAUUGGCUGGGUUAAGGAGAAAUAAAAAGCUGUGCAAUGUGA